Molecule: messenger RNA, 2934 nt
Organism: Panicum virgatum (switchgrass)
Lineage: Eukaryota; Viridiplantae; Streptophyta; Magnoliopsida; Poales; Poaceae
Product: auxin response factor 15-like
Exons: 12
Coding region: 358-2571 (737 amino acids)
Biological process (GO): response to hormone; regulation of DNA-templated transcription
Cellular component (GO): nucleus
Molecular function (GO): DNA binding
Source: RefSeq, a predicted model, not a curated record
AGAUCGGAGAACUGGUAUUGAUGUCCACUGGCACGCACGGCCGUCCCCGGCCCUCGCCCCGCCCGCCCUGCAUCUUUUCCGGCUGGCGCGUCUCCCUCCUCCCCUCCCCCUAGCAAGCUAUCCCAGCCAGGUAUGCCUGUAGGCUCAGCCCCGCCAUAACCCCUCAUUCAUGGCCAUUACCACGAUGUGUCACCCCACGCCACCACCCCCUUCGCUGCUGCCCCCCUAACCCUGCUGCUCGCGCUUUGGAGCUUUGCUUUUGCCCCUCCCCAUUAAUCACUUGCUGGCUCUCUCUCGGCUCGGCGCGCUGCCCUGCCUCCCGUCUCGUGCUCCGCGCUCGUGCCCGCAGCCGCAGCCAUGACGGGGAUCGACCUCAACGACUCCGUGGAGGACGACGAGGAGGAGGCGGAGGCCGGCCACGCCUGCUCCCAGCAGAGCCGGUCCAGCUCCGCCGCCACGGGGACGGGGACCCCGCCGCCACCCCAGCCGGGCCCGGGCGCCGCGGUGUGCGUGUGCCUCGAGCUGUGGCACGCGUGCGCCGGCCCCGUCGCGUCACUGCCGCGGAAGGGCAGCGCCGUGGUGUACCUCCCGCAGGGCCACCUCGAGCACCUCGGCGACGCCGCCUCGGCUGCGGCGGGUGGCGGCGCCGUGCCGCCCCACGUCUUCUGCCGCGUGGUCGACCUCACCCUCCAUGCGGACGCGUCCACGGACGAGGUGUACGCGCAGCUCGCCCUCGUCGCCGAGAACGAGGAGGUCGCGAGGCGGCUGCGCGGAGGGUCGGAGGACGGGAGCGGCGGAGACGGCGACGGCGAGGACGGGGACAACGUGAGGCAGCGGUUCUCGCGGAUGCCGCACAUGUUCUGCAAGACGCUCACGGCGUCCGACACCAGCACGCACGGCGGCUUCUCCGUGCCGCGCCGCGCCGCCGAGGACUGCUUCCCGCCUCUGGAUUACAGCCAGCAGCGGCCGUCGCAGGAACUCGUCGCCAAGGAUUUGCACGGAACCGAGUGGAGGUUCCGCCACAUCUAUCGAGGUCAGCCCCGCAGGCACCUUUUAACCACAGGAUGGAGUGCAUUUGUCAACAAGAAGAAGCUUGUCUCAGGGGACGCCGUACUAUUUCUGAGGGGAGAUGAUGGCGAGCUAAGACUUGGAGUGCGCCGUGCAGCUCAGCUCAAAAAUGGAUCUGCUUUUCCAGCGCUUUAUAAUCAGUGUUCAAAUCUUGGUUCGCUAGCUAACAUAGCACAUGCUGUUGCCACAAAAAGUGUGUUCCAUAUCUACUAUAACCCCAGAUUAAGUCAAUCUGAAUUCAUUAUACCAUAUUCGAAGUUCAUGAAGAGCUUCAGUCAACCAUUUUCUGCUGGAUUGAGGUUCAAAAUGAGAUAUGAGAGUGAUGAUGCUACGGAAAGAAGAUACACGGGGAUCAUAGCAGGAAUUGGCGAUGCUGACCCCAUGUGGCGUGGUUCAAAGUGGAAAUGUUUGAUGGUCAGAUGGGAUGAUGAUGUAGAUUUCCGUCGACCAAACAGGAUUUCUCCUUGGGAGAUUGAGCUGACUAGUUCAGUUUCAGGAUCCCAUCUGUCUGCACCAAAUGCGAAGAGACUGAAACCAUGUCUUCCCCAUGUCAAUCCCGACUACCUAGUUCCAAAUGGAAGUGGUCGUCCUGAUUUUGCGGAAUCUGCCCAAUUCCACAAGGUCUUGCAAGGUCAAGAAUUAUUGGGUUAUAGAACUCGUGACAAUGCUGCUAUUGCUACUUCUCAGUCCUGUGAAGCAAGGAAUAUGCAGUACAUUGAUGAGCGCAGUUGCUCCAAUGAUGCGAGUAACAAUAUCCCGGGGGUUCCGAGACAUGGUGUAAGAACACCACUAGGAAACCCUGGGUUUUCCUACCAUUGCUCAGGCUUUGGGGAGUCUCAAAGAUUCCAAAAGGUCUUGCAAGGUCAAGAAGUAUUUCGUCCCUACCGAGGAACUCUAGCUGAUGCGUGUUUGAGAAAUAAUGCCUUUCAUCAGCAAGAUGGUUAUCAUGCGCCUAGUGUGGCGAAUAAAUGGCACACACAACUUCAUGGAUGUGCUUUUCGUGGGCCACCUGCACCAAUGAAUCCAUCUCAAUCCUCAUUCCCACCAUCAGUCCUAAUGUUUCAACAAGGUAAUUCGAAGAUGGCCCAGUAUGAAUUUGGGCAUGGCCCCUUGGAUAAGAAUGUAGAUGCUAGACCUGCUAUGCUUGGCCAAGCUGGGGGUAUUGGAGGAACUGAGCAAACUUUGUUGCUCCAGCCUCAUCAUGUUUCUGAAGAAGCGAGAAAUAGGCAUGCACCAGUUGAGAAAUUUCACUCUGUUGGGAAGGAGGGAGCAGAUAACAGGGAAGUUAACCCAAAUAGUUGCAAAGUAUUUGGCAUAUCUUUGGCUGAGAAGGUUCCAUCGAGCAAACAAAAGGAAUGUGGUGAUGCCAACUAUCCAUCCCCUUUCCUAUCUUUGAAGCAACAAGUGCCAAAAUCACUGGGCAACAGUUGUGCCACGGUUCAUGAGCAAAGGCCUGUUGUUGGCAGGGUGAUUGAUCUUUCAACCAUGGAUAUGAUGAUCUGAUCUGUUAGUCAAAUUAUCUUGGAGGCGAAGAAAUGCUAGGGCUGCUUUCGUCUUGAUGGACUUUUAUGCUGUGUACUGUGGAUAGUCUCAGGUUGAUGAGUGGGUCUGCUGAAAAAUGUAUGUAUCGAGAAUGCUGAUCAAACUUGUAUCCUAGCUGUAGUGUUAGAGCACUUUGUAUGACAACCUUUAGUGCUCCAUGUUAUCAGCAUUUGUUGCUGCUCAGAACUUGCCUGUAUUCUUAUAAGCUGUAUGCUAUGGCAAACCCAUUUAUAGAGGGUUUGUUUACUUUAGCAUCGAUGUAGACUAAGUAUCAUGAGAACAUAAUUUGCUCGGGGCUGCUUUGCGCCUCCAUCCCGUUUUCAA